Messenger RNA from Syzygium oleosum, 1268 nucleotides. RefSeq names its product UTP--glucose-1-phosphate uridylyltransferase-like. Gene Ontology annotation, molecular function: UTP:glucose-1-phosphate uridylyltransferase activity. The coding region runs from base 1 to 1191 and encodes 396 amino acids. Gene Ontology annotation, biological process: UDP-alpha-D-glucose metabolic process; glycogen metabolic process. Gene Ontology annotation, cellular component: cytoplasm. The record is from RefSeq and is a predicted model, not a curated record. The transcript has 13 exons. NCBI's taxonomy places the organism in Eukaryota, Viridiplantae, Streptophyta, Magnoliopsida, Myrtales, Myrtaceae.
AUGAACACCCCAAAACAGGAUCUCAUUAAAAGAGCGAAAUCUGAAUCUGGGUUUGCCAAGUUUGGAGCUUUCCAGACUUGGAAGUUUCGGAUUCUGCAUGGACCAAUCAGGUGCACCCACUUGCAAUGUGAAAGUAGUUUCGGCGUUCUCCACACCGCGUGUCAUGUUGACGCAAGCCGGUAUCCCUGCUUGGAUGUUGAUGAUUUUAUGCCUCUGCCUUGCAAAGGACAGACUGCAAGCGAUGGAUGGUAUGCCCCGGGUAAUGGUGAUGUAUACCCAUCCUUGAUGAACAGCCGUACACUUGAUGCUUUGCUCUCACAGGGCAAGGAAUAUGUUUUUGUUGCCAACUCAGAUAACUCGGGUGCGAUUGUUGACCUGAAAAUCUUAAAUCAUUUGAUGACAAACAGGAAUGAGUACUGCAUGGAGGUUACUCCAAAGAUGUUGUGUGACGUGAAGGGUGGUAGCCUCAUUUCUUAUGAGGGAAAGGUUCAACUGUUGGAAAUUGCACAAGUCCCUGAUGAACAUGUCAGCGAGUUCCAAUCAAUUGAGAAGUUCAAGAAUUUCAAUACAAACAAUCUAUGGGUAAACUUGAAGGCAAUUCAAAGGCUUUUGGAAGCUGAAGAUCUCAAGAUGGACAUCAUUCCUAUUCAAAAGGAAGCUGAUGGAAUGAAGGUUCUUCAGCUUGAAACUGCAGCUGGGGCAGCAAUCAAGCUCUUUGAUAAUGCAAUCGCCAUUAAUGUACCUCGGUCGAGGUUUAUACCGGUGAAAACCACCUCAGAUUUGCUUGAGGUUCAGGUUAAUUUAUAUUCCGUGGAAGGUGGCCUUGUUGCCAGAAGAAAUUCGUCAAUCGAAUCGGGCCCCGAGCGUGAGAAGGUUGACAAUUUCGGGAGCAUGUUAAACUUAAUUUCUAGCAUCAAGGACAAUUUCGAGGUGUCUGGUAAUCUAUCUAUUGGCUCGCUUCUCAAUCUCAAGCUAAUUGUUGACAGUCAUUUUUUCCUCUUGACUAACACAUCAACAGAAGCUAAGGUCAAGUUGGAAAUCCAAAAUGGGGCGACAGCUAUGAGAAACAAGCUAGAAUGGACUCUGCAUCCUAUAUUGGCGAGGCUGUCAGUGCCCAUUUGUCUGUUUAGAGUUAAAUUUCUUAUUGUGGUGGAAGUGCAUGGCCCUGAGGCCUCUAAUGACAAUACUUGAAUAUUGCAAUUUUGCUUUCGAGAAAUGCCGCCACUCGUUUGCUCCAAAUGAAACAUUCUUCUUCUUCUUUUUUUGGG